AUGACUCCGGAUGAGGCUAACAAAAUCAUGGGUACCAUUACUUCUGCCAUUGAUGACAUUUACAAUGAAAAGGCUACAAGUAUGGACUAUCAAAAGUUGUACGAUCUUGCCUAUCAAUUAGUAACCAAGAAGUUUGGUGAAAAGCUUUAUGACAAGGUGCGAUCUACCAUUUCGAAACACACACAAGGUGUUUGCAACGAUAUUAGCAAACAAACAGAUACAACUUUCCUUUCUUAUCUAUUGAACGUAUGGAAGAAAUAUAGAAAAGCAGCAUGUACUAUUAGAGACUUGCUAUUGUUUUUGGAUGAACAAUGGGUUGAGCGUCAGUCAACUCAUGAUGUCAAAAUCAAAACUGUUUUUGAACAAGGUAUUUUCAUUUUCAGAGAGGAAGUUUUGAUCAAGUUGACAGACAGAGUUCAAAGAAUCAUGCUCACAAUUAUCAAGAAGGAAAGAGAUAAUGUAGAGAUUGCAGACAAGUUUUUACUUCGUAGCUUGACACAAAUGAUGGUUGAAAUUGACAAGGAGAAAGUUUACAUUCCUGUAUUUGAAACUAAAUUCUUAGAAGAAUCACAUCACUACUACAAAAUUGAGGCUCAACAAUUCUUUGAUAAUUGUACAGCUGUAGAUUAUCUCAAGAGAAUCCAAGUUCGUUUGAAGGAAGAGACUGAAAGAGCUGAACGUUGUUUGGAUGGUGACACAAAGAACAAAAUUGAAAAUGUUAUCAAGGAAGAGUUCAUUGAAAAGUAUAAGGAAUCAGUUGUGAAGAAGGAAGGAAGUGGUGUUUUGGUAAUGUUAAAGGAUAAGAAAGAUUCCGAAUUACGUUUGGUUUACGAUGUUUUGAGUUUGGUUGAAGGUGCAUUGGAACCAACAAUAGAGAUUUUCCGUGAAUACAUUACCGAGCAAGGUAUGGCAAUUGUCAAAGACCAAGAAAAGGAUAAGGACUUUUUAACUUUGGUAACUGAUGUCAUUGCUUUGAGAGUUUACUAUGAUGAAUUGUUGUUGCGUUCUUUCAGCACGAGACAAGGUGCUGCAACUGUUGGUGGAGGUGUCAGCAAGACAAGAAAGACUAAUACCUUCAUUCGUGAUAAGGACUUCUCUAAAGCUACAAAGGAUGCUUUUGAUAAGAUUGUGAAUGCGAAUGAGCGUUUCCCUGAAUAUCUUUCAUUGCUAUUGGACAAAAAGCUUAAGAAGGGUAAACAACAAGUUGAAGAAGAGCAACUUGAUCAAUUCUUCGAUAACGUAAUUAUGGUAUUUAGACAUGUCAAAGAUAAGGAUGUGUUUGAAAAAUACUACAAGGAACAUUUAGCAGUUCGUCUUUUGGAAGAAAGAUCUGCCUCUGAUGACUCUGAAAAAUCUUUCUUGACAAAGUUGAAGGCAGAAUUCGGUGUUCAAUUCACUACUCGUCUUGAGGGUAUGUUCAAGGACAUCAAGUUAAGCAAAGAUUUGAUGGUUCAAUGGGGUGAUUAUAAGGAGCAAAAGACUAUUCCAAUUGACAUGAACGUUCAAGUUUUGACUCAAGGUUAUUGGCCAAACACUACUACUUCCAAGUGUGAAUUCCCUGAACAAGAUUUGAAUAUUUCUGCUGAUAUGUUUGCUAAAUUCUAUUUAGGUCAACACAACGGUAGAAAGUUGACAUGGCAAUACAAUUUGGGAAAUGCUUCUCUCAUCAUGAAUGGCUUCCCUCAAAAGUACGAAUUGUCUGUUUCUACAUAUCAAAUGGCAAUUUUACUUUUGUUCAAUGAAAAGGAAAAACUUUCCUAUGGUGAAAUUGAAGAAGCAACCAAAAUUUCCUCUUAUGAACUCAAGAAGAAUAUUGCUCAACUUGUAAAACCAGUAGAUGAUGGCGAACAAUACAAGAAGUACUCCAAGAUUCUUGUUGCCAAGUCUGGUACUGAAGAAGCAGGAGAAGCCAAGAAAACAGGUUUGGAUAAGAAUACAAUCUUUGUUCCUAAUACCAGCUUCAAAUGCAGAAAGUUAAAGGUUGCAGUCAUGCCUCCAAUCAGUAAGCAAAGUGAUGAGGGAGCUCAAAAGAUCACUGAACAAGUAGAGGAGGAACGUAAGAUGGUGGUUGAUGCUGUCAUUGUCCGUAUCAUGAAAUCCAGAAAAGUUUUGUCUCACCGUGAAUUGGUUUUAGAAACUACCAAACAACUUCAACAAAGAUUUAUGCCUGCUCCAACUUUAAUUAAGAAGAGAAUUGAAAACUUGAUUGAAAGAGAAUACUUGGAAAGAGAUGAAAAUGACAGACAAACUUACAAGUAUUUGGCUUAA
Molecule: messenger RNA, 2268 nt
Organism: Naegleria lovaniensis
Lineage: Eukaryota; Heterolobosea; Eutetramitea; Acrasida; Naegleriidae
Exons: 2
Coding region: 1-2268 (755 amino acids)
Biological process (GO): protein ubiquitination; ubiquitin-dependent protein catabolic process
Cellular component (GO): Cul3-RING ubiquitin ligase complex
Molecular function (GO): ubiquitin protein ligase binding
Source: RefSeq, a predicted model, not a curated record